AUAGAAGCCGCAUCAAAUUGAAUCGAAACAAAUACUAGACAAGAAAACAAAGACUAUUAAAAUCUAUUUUUGAAUAUUAUUACAGUGCAAAAUCUAAAGCUAUAGAAAAUACAGAGUUUGAACAAAAUGUCCUUAGUGAAUUUAGCACAUCAUGGAAUUCUUGUGGCCGUUGUGACGAUCCUUAUGAGUUUUGUUGUCCUUCAGAGGGAAAUAGCAACGUUGCGUUAUAUUUUUGUCAUAAGAAAUAGUUAUGAUUUUGGCCUUCAAUAUAUACUUACCCAUGUGGGUCUAUUCGCUUUAGCCGUGUUAGCGACCCUGACUGCUGCCCUAAUGAUCUGGGGUAUUGUGAAGAAGUACCAUAAACUCUUUGUGCCCUGGCUGAUUUUGUAUGGUGUGGCAGCCUUAUUGUUUAGUUUUAAAAUUUGGUAUGAUAUUUGUACAAAAUAUGAAUCAUUCGAAGAUAUUCUAUUGGGAAUUAUUAUAAUGGGCAUUCAAAUUAUUGUGUUUCACCCCAUUUACAUACUUUUUGCUGAUAUCCGUUUUGAGAGCCAAAUAAUUCCCGAUGAAAUGGAGGCUAUGUAUAGACCACAUAAGUAUCAUAGUUAUGAUGAUUUUUUGCGUAAAACCUCACUCUAACCUUUUGGAGGAAGACGAAUAAUAUUCAAUAAGAGUUUAGUAAAUAAGAUAAUAGUCAAUAUUAUGUUACAAAUGAAUUAUAAAUAAUAUUUUAAAUACUUUUUUUAUAUACUAUUUAUAUAUUUUUAAAACGUAAAUAAAUAGAAGUUUGAAUAUA
Molecule: messenger RNA, 793 nt
Organism: Stomoxys calcitrans (stable fly)
Lineage: Eukaryota; Metazoa; Arthropoda; Insecta; Diptera; Muscidae
Exons: 4
Coding region: 127-636 (169 amino acids)
Source: RefSeq, a predicted model, not a curated record